Messenger RNA from Pygoscelis adeliae (Adelie penguin), 2232 nucleotides. It is a transcript of the gene MYO18A, whose product is annotated as myosin XVIIIA. NCBI's taxonomy places the organism in Eukaryota, Metazoa, Chordata, Aves, Sphenisciformes, Spheniscidae. The record is from RefSeq and is a predicted model, not a curated record. The annotation marks the transcript as partial. The transcript has 9 exons.
AUGGGGUUCCCAUGGAAGAAGGACCCGAAAUUCCGCUUUGGAGACAGCCUGGCGGCACAUCCCAGCUGUGACUCGGGUAAAUCCAGGAUCAUUUUCCUCCUGACGCAUCCCAGCAUUGUCCGCAGCGAGGAGCCGUCACACAGGUCAGUCCCCUUUGCCCUGUGGGGGAGCUGGGCUGGCCGCUCGGCAUCGCUGCUGGCAGCAUCUGCUCCCUGGGACGGCAUCGUCCCUGCCUGGCCGGGCACAGCCGGGGCGUGGGGUGUCCCAACAUGGUGUGCCCAAGGAGGUGACAGCCGCCAGCUCCUGUGCCGAAGCGGUGGGCGAGUGUGGCCCUACCACCGGCAUCGUGGCGGGGAGCAGAGCGGGGAGGGCAGGCGACCAGGAAACUUGCACUGCAGGUCCCUGCGUGGGGAGCGUGUCGGACGAGAUUGCGUCUCGGGGAGGGAAGGAGUGGCCCGGAGUUUCAGUGAACGCCUUCCUCCCUGCCUGAAACUCCCCAGCACCCUGGCAGGGACGCGGGGGCUCAUGGCCGUGCUGGCGGGGCAGAGCCGGGGGGCCACCUUCGAGGAGCUCUGCCACAACUACACCCAGGAGCGCCUGCAGCUCCUCUUCCACCAGCGCACCUUUGCCCGCGAGCUGGAGCGCUACAAAGAGGAGAACAUAGAGCUUGCCCUGGCUGAUGCCGAGCCCGGCUCCUCUGGCUCUGUAGCCGCUGUAGACCAGCCCUCGCACCAGGCACUGCGAGCAUCUCGCUGCCUUACUGACUCGUUCCCUGCUGGGUCUCCAUUAAGGAGGGGCCCUCUCGCAUGGUGCCGCUUUGCCUUGCUGCUGACAGCGGCCGAGGUUGCAUGCUCCCCGGGUGGCCUGGGUCCCCUGUGUCCUCCCAUCCCUGCCCCGGGGUACACCGGCGUGUCGGGCUGGGUGCAAGCGCAGUGUUGCCCACAGGUCCGGUCACUGGCCCGCACGGACGAGGCACGGGGGCUGCUGUGGCUGCUGGAGGAGGAAGCGUUGCAGCCGGGCGGCAACGAGGACACCUUGCUGGAGCGGCUCUUCUCCUACUAUGGCCCCCAGGAAGGGGGCAAGAAAGGUCAGGGGGGGCCCGGCACCAUGGGGCCAUGUGUUGGUGAAGGGACGGUCCCGUGCCCAUCGGUGCCGUAUCUCCCCGCAGGGCACAACCCGCUGCUCCCCAGUGACAAGCCCCGACACUUCCUCCUGGGUCACAGCUCAGGGACCAACUGGGUGGAGUACGAUGCCACGGGCUGGCUCAACCAUGUCAAGCACAACCCGGCCUCCCGAACCGCCUCCGUCCUGCUGCAGGAGUCGCAGAGGGCCAUUAUCUGCACCCGGGACAGGCAUGGCCUUAAUUGGGUGUCUCCGCUGGUGCCGCCGGUUCCUGGCAGCGCUCCCGCUGGCAUCUGGCCCCUGUCCCGCUGGGGUGAGGGACUCCGGGUCGUGCUCAGCAAAGCAUUUAUCGAUACACAUGGCCGGCCGCCCAGCCGAGGUUUUAUUGCCUGGAGGCCGGACCCUUCCUGCCACAAUCGGAAAUCGAUGCCGUCCGCACACCUCCUGGAUCGAUGGCUGCGGCCAGCCGGCUGUGCUGGGGUCAGCGUCCCCAUCAAUACCCCGUCGUUAAUUAAGAUGUGGAGGCUCAGCACCACGAGCCUGAUGCAGAAGUUGGCUGCGGCUCAGAGCGGAGCCGGCGCGGGGCUUGUUUGCUUGCACAGGCAACACACGUGUCCCUGCGCUCCCCCCGAGGCGGGAUCUGGCCACUUUCUCCCCAGAUCCCGGCCAAAAUUGCUGGAGGACACGGCCAAGGAAAACCUCCCGGGACGGGUCGGGGCACUCCGGCCGUGCCUGGCCCUGUGGGGAACUUGUGCCACGUGGGGUGACCCCCUGGAGGAGCAGCUGAGCCGGCUGCAGCGGGAGAAGAACGAGGUGCAGAGUCGGCUGGAGGAGGACCAGGAGGACAUGAACGAGCUGAUGAAGAAGCACAAGGCGGCUGUGGCCCAGGCAUCCCGGGACCUGGCACAGAUGAACGACCUCCAGGCGCAGCUGGAGGAGGUCAGCAAGGAGAAGCAGGAGCUGCAGGAGAAGCUGCAAGGCCUGCAGAGCCAGCUGGAGUUCCUGGAGCAGUCCAUGGUGGACAAGUCGCUGGUGAGCCGGCAGGAGGCCAAGAUCCGCGAGCUGGAGACCAGGCUGGAGUUCGAGCGGACGCAAGUCAAGCGCCUGGAG